AUGAGACACUGCAAGAAAGUGUAUCAAGUGAGCUACCAUGUGAGAGAGAGAUUCUUUGAAGUCGAGAACGUUUUCGUCACGCCGAAGAAAGGUUUGAGAGAACGUGCUCAUCCGGUUUGGACUAACCCAAAACCGGUUCGAUGCGAGCUUUGUGGCCGUGAUAAGGCGGCUAAGCCGGUUAUUGCUGACCGGAAGAGUCAGAUCAAUUGGUUGUUUUUGCUUUUGGGAAAAACGUUGGGUUACUGUACGUUGGAGCACCUCAGGAAUUUCUGUAAACACUCCAAGAGUCCCAGGACCGGAGCUAAAGAUCGUGUGCUCUACUUCACGUAUAUGGGUCUUUGCAAGAUACUUGAGCCUAACCGUGAGCUCUUUAACCGUGACAGCUCUUGCCUCUAG
This is a messenger RNA of Brassica napus (rape), 396 nucleotides long. RefSeq lists its product as uncharacterized. The record is from RefSeq and is a predicted model, not a curated record. The transcript has 2 exons. Lineage: Eukaryota; Viridiplantae; Streptophyta; Magnoliopsida; Brassicales; Brassicaceae. Bases 1 to 396 code for a protein of 131 amino acids.